Rubroshorea leprosula is the source of this 1208-nucleotide messenger RNA. The record is from the annotation of a GenBank genome assembly. Lineage: Eukaryota; Viridiplantae; Streptophyta; Magnoliopsida; Malvales; Dipterocarpaceae.
CCAAAAUCAAAUCCUGUCACCCAUAUCCGUGAUACCACUGAAACCCACCUCCCCAAGCAACCGAACAGAACUCUCAGCAUACCCAAGCUUGUUGCAAAUGGAAACACGGACCAUGAGCGGUCUCCUAAUGGGACUCAAGAAAGAACGCAGAACACUAAACAACCAACAAUUUGUGAACUUCCCCAUAACCCAAAUCUUUCAUGGCAGUAGUUGCUUCUUCUCCAACAAGUCCAAAUUUCUGGGUUCUCGAAACCCAGUAAGGGUUCUUGCUGGCAAUCGCGUCUUUUCCCUCUUUCUCCUCGCCUCCUUUCUCUGUAGCCUCAUGUUUGCCUCAAAGAGAAUCCAGAUCUAGGUUUUUACCUGUUGACAACCUAGAUCGAUUUGGGUUCGAAUCUUUGACGACGGCAUCGGAUUGAGUUGAUUCUUUAGGCGUUGGAAAGCUAAGAGGCAGAGCUACAAUUGAUGUUUUAUGAGCUCAACCCAGUUCCUUCUGUAUCAAUACAGAAUUGAAAUUGAAAGUGACGGUUUUGACAACACAGCUACUCAGCAGAAACCAGAGAAAAAGAGAGAGAGAGCCACACAGACGGAGGAGAGGGUUCUGUACAAGAGGAAAAGAACACCCAGCCGCCCACAUCCCAGAACCCACAUCUGUUUAUUACCAGCAGCAGAAGAGGACAGCCACACAGAGAGACGCGAGAGGAGAAGCCGCUCAGCCGCCCAGCCUUCUUGCCAUCCGCAUCUGUGGUUCACCAGCAGAAAGAAGAAGACACAGAACCGCACUAAUCUACUCUGCGAGUUGAGAACGCAAGACCCAAAUCCAAUUGCAGAAGAACCACGCUACCGCCCAGCCUUGCUUCCCGACCACAGAACACCAUUCGGCCAAUUGCAAUUCUUCAUAGGGUUUUGUUGUUUCUGAACUUUUUACUAUGAUUUUCUGUUGGGAUUUAUUAUUUUUCAUGGCUGUUGAGAAUAUAAACAUGUGUGGCUAGAUUUCUUUGAACUAGGGAUGGAUAGAUUUUAAUUUUUGAAGUAUGUGACUGUUUUUGUUAGUUUAAUUCAAGAUUUAUUGGUUAUUUGCAUGAUGAGUUUAUAUUAUUGAACUUAAUGCAUUGAGAGCUUGAUCACCUUUCAAUUGAUUUAGUGAUUUAUGCAUGAACUUGAGAAAGAAUUGUGUAGAUUAGACCAAUAAUAAUAUAAACCGUGUGCUA